Messenger RNA from Cyprinus carpio (common carp), 2170 nucleotides. Its product is annotated as NACHT, LRR and PYD domains-containing protein 1a allele 5-like. NCBI's taxonomy places the organism in Eukaryota, Metazoa, Chordata, Actinopteri, Cypriniformes, Cyprinidae. Gene Ontology annotation, biological process: mRNA export from nucleus; regulation of DNA-templated transcription elongation. The record is from RefSeq and is a predicted model, not a curated record. Gene Ontology annotation, cellular component: THO complex part of transcription export complex.
CUCCAGUCGCGGAAACACCAGUGUGUGUGUGUGUGUGUGUGUGUGUGUGUGUGUUUCAUGAAUGGCUCCGGUUUGACUGGGUUUAUCGUCUCUUAUCUGCACAUAUCAGCUCGCGGAGCAUCGGCGCGCGGCGCGCGAAUAAUGGUCGCACACAUGGCGCUUUAUGGAGAAACUGCGGAGCUGAGCAACGGGAUUGGAGAGGUUUCACCAUCAGACCUGAAGGAUCAUCCUGCUGAAGCUUCUCACAGCAGUGCAGAUAAUUCAUCAACUGAGGAGAGCUCGGAGGAAGAGGAAGCCCAGGAAGAGGAAGAGGAAAGAGAUUCAGACUCGGACUCGAGACCCAGAGCAGAAAAUCACAGUGACGAGCAGCGUCAGGCCAGCUGUGAGAAGUGUAAAGCUCUGAAGAAUCCCAAAUAUGAGCUUGUCACCCCCAGGAAAAUGUCUCAGGAUCGUCUUCAGCUGCAGCUGGAUGCGGAGGGUGUGUAUGAGUGUUCAGACACUGUGCUGGUGUUCGAGGUCUCUCAGCGUGUCAAGAUCACCUACUGCGUUCUUUCCUGGAGCAAGUUUAGCACGUACUUGACCGGAUCUUGGAAAUUUGGUCCCAUUUUCGAUGUGGACUGCGAUCCGUCUAUUCUCAAAUCCGUCCAGUUCCCACACUCACUGUGUCUAGCAGCAGAUAAAGACAACGAAGUGAAGUUCAGCGUGCUGCAUGUGAAGAACAGCCGUGGUCUGAUCGAGCCCUCGGCGGAUCACUCCGGCAGUCACGUCAGGUGGAACGUGUCGUCUCUUUCUCCCGUGGGUCCGAUUGUUCAGACGUCUAAAUCUGCAGAGCAUCAUGGGGUGGUGCAGGUGUUCAAGGAGGUGGGCCAUGAGAACUCCUUCUCCUUCAGAGUUUACCUGGCUGGAAACAACUGCUCUGACAUCAAGGACAUCAGGAGGGCCGUUCGGCGGGCGAACACCUGUAAGAACAACAAGAGGUACAUACAAGUAGACAAGCCUCCCACCUGCAUGCUGGAGGAGAACAGGAGGUACCGUCUCAUCAGCGAGCCCAUGGGUCACAUCACACCGGAGGACAUGCUCUUCUCUCCUGUCAUCGUGGAGGUGAAGGGCUACUUCGAGGUCUUCUUUGAGGAGAGUCCUCCCUUCAAGCUGUCCUUGACUGAUGCUGACUCGGGUCACACCGUAUGGACCGCUACCAUCAGAGAGGGAGACUGCGUACAUCAUCUUGAUGAAACCCCCCAAAAACCAUCCAAAGGCAGAAAGAGAAAGAGCAGCACAUCAGAGGAAGAGCUCUGUCACAAGCACAGUAAGAAAGCGCGCGGCAUUGACGAGGCCGACUGUAACGCGACGGCCGCGGCUCCGGACCUGACGGACCAGCAGCUGAUGCAGGUGGCCAAACGCAUGGGGAGGGAGUGGAAGGUGGUGGCCAUCAGCUGUCUGGGGCUCAGCAAGCAGGACCUGGAGGAGAUGGAGGCCACCGAGGAGAGCGUGACCAUGCUGAAGUUCAACAUGCUGGAGCGCUGGAGACGGCGACAGCCCAAGGGAAGAGCGGGAAUUCAGGAUCUCCACAAAUGUUUGAAAGACAACGAUGACGUGCCCAAUGAGGUCAUUGCUGCGCUGGACGAGAUGCUACGAAAUAAUUCCGCCACAUGAACCUUAGCUGUGUGGACGUCAAAGCUGAGCGUUCGUCAGAAGUCAUCUGAAGCACAGUUAGAGAGCGAUGAAGACGUGCUGGAAGAGCCGGCCGGUCUGGAAGCUGCUGCUUUCAGGAAACAUUUCUGGAAACCAGCUGAGCUCUGAAAACACUAGACACACUAAGUACAUCGGUACACUUUGUGUGCAUCUCUUUAUUUUGUGCUUGUGUUUGUAUAUUUUUUUAGAUACUGUACAUAUUUGAAAGUCUUUGUAAGGACUGUAGGUAGAACUGCAUUAUGAGCCGUGAUCAUGUGCAUGUGUUUUGAGGAACAGGCUGAUCUUGAUCUCAGGUGCCAUCGUUCUCUGAUGGUUAUGGACUGUAGUUAUAGUAAAUAUUCCUGCAGUGUGAUCAUCACCGUUACUGUGACUGAGUUUCUCUGUCUCUGAAGCGUUUGUUGGGUAAAUCUGCACCUCUCGUAUGAUGUGCUGUCUCAGGGGAGUCCUUUCUUUAAAUCAAUAAAUCAUGAAAAUGAAU